Cercospora beticola is the source of this 1091-nucleotide messenger RNA. RefSeq lists its product as uncharacterized. The record is from RefSeq and is a predicted model, not a curated record. Gene Ontology annotation, biological process: regulation of transcription by RNA polymerase II. Gene Ontology annotation, molecular function: DNA-binding transcription activator activity, RNA polymerase II-specific. NCBI's taxonomy places the organism in Eukaryota, Fungi, Ascomycota, Dothideomycetes, Mycosphaerellales, Mycosphaerellaceae.
GGAACCUGUUACCCCAAAGCCUGUUCGGCUCUGUAGCACGAUCUCGAACUCGCAGCCGGGUCGAUGGUGCUGGGAACGGCGAUGCUCACUUAGCUCCGUCUCCGGCCUCCCCAUGUUUGCACGACGAUCACCUCGCCGGCCUGGGCAUCCCGUUGGAUGGUAUGCCCAAAUCAGUCUACACAUCAGAACACCUGGUCUUGCUCCACCACGCCAAUGCGGUGCCUGGCUUCUCUGCUCCAGGCCGGCAUGUCGUUGCCAUCGCCGUCCAACGCGCUGCCGACGCACCCUAUCUCAUGGACGAGGUACUGGCUUUCACAGCCUUCCACCUGGCGCAUUGCUAUCCCGCAUCGGCAGUGCAUCUCGGAUACAUAGCCACCGAACUUCAAACAAGGGCUCUGGCCUCUUUUUCCCAAGUCAGAGAGACAACAACCAAUUGUGAGCCAUCGUCAACUCUCCCUCGUUACCUCUUUGCUGGUAUCCUAGGUAGACACGUUCUGGCCGACACUCUCGCCCACCGCCGAAACGACUUUCACUCUUUCAUCGACCGGUUUGUCGAUUGCUUCAACCUGAAUCGCGGCAUGACAGCCGUACAUACGCCAACGCAGGAACACCUUCGGGAUCCCGAGAUCGAGCCUUUCGUGAAGCCCGUCCUUGAAGCUCGUGAUAGAAUCACCUCUUCGGGGACCGAAUGCACUCCCUUGCAGGGUCUAAUGGAUGACUCUGACCCUGGAGAAACCAGCAAAGCGGCAUGUCGCAAAGCAAUUGAUCUCCUACAGUCCGCCUUUGACAUUUGUCACAAUCUGGAUGAGGACGACUACUUGCAGGCCGUCUCUGCAUUUUCUGUCAAGAUCGAAGCUGACUUCGUCGACGUACUACGCAAGCACCGACCGGAGGCGUUGGUAAUUCUUGCUUACUAUGGCAUAUUGUUACAUCGUUGUCGAAACUUCUGGGCCUUUUGCGAUGCCGGCAGUUCCGUGAUCCACGCCAUUGCAGGACACUUGGGCAGUUACUCGCGAGAUGCGCUGAAUUGGCCUUUGAAAGAGUUGGAAACUGCAGGUCAUGGCCCAGACUUCGGGUGACCUUUCUGCGCC